AUGUGGCAUGAAGCAAGACGCCAGGAAAAACUUAUUCGAUCCCAAAUGAUAGACAGCGUUAAAAGGAAUGAACGAAGGAAACUUUUUUACGAAAAUGUGCGAAAAGAUCCUGAACAGUUUAUGCAAAUCCAUGGAAGGAAGUGUCAAAUACAUGUUGAUCCCGCAGUUGCUCGUGCUGCCGAGGCAUCGAACAUUUUGUUCGUAAUUCCUUUUAAGAUUUUCAGAGAAGCCGGUCACAGAAUUGCUUUUAAACCCAGUCAUACAAAUUUCAAUUUAUUUACUGAAAUUUUUAGGCGUAAGUGGCAGGGUGAUUCAAAAGUUUUAAUUGAUCGGUUCGAUGCUCGUGCGCAUUUGGAUUACAUUAUGGAACCAACAGCAACGACUUCCGAACAGCGGCAAGCACAUUUUCUUAUGGGCUUAACUUUAGAAGGAUAUAAUAAGUCUGGAAGAGUCUACUCGUUUGUUCGAGAAAGUGUAAUAAAGUUACUGGGACUUUCAGUUUCUGAACGGGGUUUUCUGAAAAACAUAUGCGAAAAAGAGUUUUGGCCUUCGGAUGCUGCGUCAUCGUCUAGUAAUCGCAGCGAAAUUGAGAAAAAGAGGCAGCUGUACGUUUUGAAGGACAAGAAAGCUGCUGUUGGUUUUUCUUAUGAGGACACUCCUACAGUUAUGGGGGGUUCUGAGAUGUCAGAUGAAUCAGAGGAUGAGGAAGAAAUUCUGGAGCCUGACGAAUUUGAUUUGAAAUUUGACAUUGGUUCCCUAGACGCAGAGAAAAUACGGCAGUUGAACAAAUUAGGAAUGAAGUAUGGCAUAAGUUCUGGUGCAUUUUCAAGCCUGCUGCAGAUGGAUCGUCGAGAACAAGAUGAAACUCAUCAAUUGAAAGAAAUAGAGAAGGCGAAGCACGCACUCGCUGGUCGACAAGCAAAGGCUGAACGUGCCUUACUAAAAAAGAAAAGAGCUCUUAUAGUGGGAAAAGGAUGUCUUAAUGAGGAAGCAACUACAACGUUAUUAUCUUUUGUCGCUCAAAAUAAAAAAGAAUAUGUAGAAUCCUCUUCCUCAUCUCAAUCAGAAGAUGAUGAGGAAACGACCGAAUUUAUUACCACUUUUGGUGGUGAGGAUGAGAAGAAGGACACGCAAGUUGAAGAGGAUGAUGAAGGGGCAGCAGCAUUUCACGGCCCAGUACUUCCCUCUGCUGAAUUUCGAAGACUUUUCGAACUUAAGACCCGUCGUUCCUCAAGUCCAGAGGAUCUUGGUGGUGUUGUAUCUGUAAGUAGUCGAUCAAGAUAUCGCAGCCGUUCUCCUUAUUGGAGGACCCGCUCUCGGAGUGGUGAACGUGGUUAUAGGGGAACGAGAGCACGGGAGACUGAUAGUUCUCGCACUCGAGGGAGACUAAGAAGCAGAAGCAGAGAAAGAGGGCGUGCGAGGAACAUUCCUGGCGGAAGUCAGGAAAGAAGUAGCCGAAAGGAAAGAUCCAGGAGCCGUGAGAAGUUGGUCAGAAGUUAUGAGAAAGGCCGCGAUCAUUCUAGAAGGUCUCGGUCUCGUUCCCAAAGUGCUAAAAAGAAGAGGAUGCAGGACUCAGACUCAUCAAAAAGGCGAAGAAGUGAAUCUAGGGAAAAGAAGGAGAAAAGGAAAAAGCACUCAUCAAGUGACAGUGAUUACAGGAAAUCCUCUUCUCCAUCUAAAGGGACUGGAUCUGUUUUAUCCCCGAGCCGCAGCAACGGUGAUACUUCGCCUUUGGAAAUACGUUCAAGUAUGAGCGAAUCGGAAAAAGAGCGUAUUGAGGUUGAAAAUAGACGGCGAAGGAUUAGACGGACGGCGAAGCUACACAGGCUGCAACAUGGUGAUCGUCAAAGCAGGUCUCCGAAUGAAGAUGAAAAUGAGAAGAAGGCUGUGCUUGCACAUAAGCUGCGGGUUCAGAUGCAGAAGGCUCUUAGAAAAACUGCUGAAGAGUUAAAGGAGGAAGAGAGGAUGAAGCAAGAGGAGCAGCUGAGAGAGCGUCGGGUAUUAAUUUUAUUUCUAUUCAGAUGUUUACGAGGGUAA
This is a messenger RNA of Enterobius vermicularis (human pinworm), 2037 nucleotides long. The record is from the annotation of a GenBank genome assembly. NCBI's taxonomy places the organism in Eukaryota, Metazoa, Nematoda, Chromadorea, Rhabditida, Oxyuridae.